UGCCGGGCGGGGGGCGGCGGCGGCGGCGCUGAGCCGGGGCGGCGAUGCGGCUGCUCGGCGCCUUCCUCCGGGCGCUGGCGGCCGUGGCGCUGGCGGUGCCGGUGAGAGCCGGGGGGCGGGACGGGGCGCGGGGCGGCGCGGGGGCCGCCGCUCCGGGGAAGGCGGCGGGACUCCCCGCAUCGCCCCCGGCAGCGCCCGCCUCUCCCUCCCCGCAGGUCCCCGAGGCGCGGGGCGCCGCCGGCGCGGAGCCGCCCGUUCUGAGCUUCCGAGAGAUCUGGAAUCGUAGUUUCUGCCGGCCCCUGGAGCAGAUGGUAGAUGUCAUUGCCGAGUACCCCAACGAGGUGGAGUACAUUUUCAGACCCUCCUGUGUCUCCCUGCAACGCUGUGGAGGCUGCUGUGGGGAUGAGGGUCUCCGCUGCGUCCCCGUGGAGACGAGCACGGUCACCGUGCAGCUCCUGAAGAUAAAGCCAAACGGAGAGGCACCUUACGUGGAGAUGGUGUUCACGGAGCACAAGCGGUGCGAGUGCAGGCCCCGACAAGACCUGAUGAGAUUGGGAAGGAGGAGGUCCAAGGGCCGAGGUAAGAGAAGACAAGACAAGAAGAAACGUAAAGACUGUGAACUAUGCGGCACGCCACGCAGGUAGCUUCCGCUCUGCCCCUGGCCUUGCUCCUGCUGCCUGCGUUUGAGCCAGCUGUGUUUCCCCCUGGCGUGGGUGACUUGUGGAGCCAUGGCCCUCCAAGCAGUCGUGGGACUCCAGCAGGGAAGAGCUGAUUGGACCCUUGCCUGGCCCUGGUGGGAACACAGCCUGGAACCAAGGACUGCCUUGCCCCAUCUGCAAUGCUCGCAUCAGGACAAAAGGACCCAUGACCAGGCCUGGGACUGACGAUGAGGAGCUCAAGCAAUGUGUUGCAGUUGGAGGGCAUCCGGGGGCAGCGAGGAGCGGAGCUGGUGGAUGUGCUGCUGGAGCUACUUGGGACAGCAUGAUGUGGGAGAUGAGCGGAGAUGACUCGGAAAGCUGCAGCUGCAGAACUGCUCUGUCCUGCCAGUGCACUGCAGCUGGUGAGGAAGGAAACCUGAGGCAGGCAAGGCUGCAGGGCUGUGUCUGUCCCAGCCUUGGCACGGGGCAGCCCAGAAGGGCGCCAGGGAGCUUGCCUGGGAAGCUGCCCUAAUGGGAAGGGGGGGGGAGUUGAUGUUGACAGUGCUCCUCACUACACAAAGCCACACCCCAGCCAUGUCCUGCUCAAAAAAAACCCUGAUGGUCAGACCCAGGAGCUGGCGGUGUGAGCACUACUGUCUGCUUUCCAGCAGCUGCGGGCAGGGCUCUUCCCCAUGGGCACCCACCCAGGACUGAGGAGGGCAGUCCCAUGGUGGCCCAGGGCUUGUCCACAGCACCAGCUCCUGC
Cuculus canorus (common cuckoo) is the source of this 1403-nucleotide messenger RNA. RefSeq names its product placental growth factor (gene PGF). The record is from RefSeq and is a predicted model, not a curated record. Gene Ontology annotation, cellular component: membrane. Gene Ontology annotation, molecular function: vascular endothelial growth factor receptor binding; chemoattractant activity; growth factor activity. The transcript is spliced from 6 exons. NCBI's taxonomy places the organism in Eukaryota, Metazoa, Chordata, Aves, Cuculiformes, Cuculidae. The coding region runs from base 45 to 644 and encodes 199 amino acids. Gene Ontology annotation, biological process: response to hypoxia; positive regulation of endothelial cell proliferation; vascular endothelial growth factor receptor signaling pathway.